Molecule: messenger RNA, 3780 nt
Organism: Chlorella variabilis
Lineage: Eukaryota; Viridiplantae; Chlorophyta; Trebouxiophyceae; Chlorellales; Chlorellaceae
Exons: 18
Coding region: 1-3780 (1259 amino acids)
Source: RefSeq, a predicted model, not a curated record
AUGAUUGCUCGCACCAGCGCCGCGCUGCGGACAGCACCCAGCGCGCCGCCCCCAGCCCAACGGCGGCAGCGCCUGGGGCAGCGGUGCAGCGCCGAGGCGCCUGGCGGCCCACCGCUGACCCCUGCUCAGCAGCAGAUCCGGGAAGCAAUGCAGGCACGCAUCAGCAAGGCGCGAGAGUACAAGAAGGGCGGUCAGGGACAGCCGCCUGCCACCGGUGCUGCAGGCGCGAUUCCCGUGCCACAGCCGCCGCCGCCAGCAGCAGCAGCAGCAGCAGCAGCAGGAGCACCCCCGGCUCCCCCGCCAGCCAGCGGCCAGGACGUGGAGCAGGCGUUUGACCAGGCAGCACAGCAGUUGGCAGCCAAGGAGGAGGCGAAGUUCCUGCAGGCCGUCUCCGAAACGAGCCCCAGCAGCAGCAGCAGCAGCGGUGGCACCGCCAGCAGCAGCAGCAGCAGCGGUGGCACGUCUGAGGCCGCUGCCAGCCGGGAGGCUAUGCUUGCCCGCAUCGCAGCGGCACGCAGCUACAAGCAGCAGCCUGGAAGCGGCAGCCCUCCUGCCACCAGCCCCGCUGCCACAGCCAGCCCGGCCUCUGUGUUCCCUGCCGCCCCCCGCGGCACUGCCUCGCCGCAGGCGCAGCCGGCUCCGGAGCAGCAGCAGCAGCUGCAGCAGCAGCAGGAUGAGGCGGAGCAGCAGCGCUCGUUCCGCACCGGCGGCGGCGGCGCAGUCCAGGCAGCCAACUGGCUGCGCUUUGCGGAGAAGCCUGACCGCGGCGACGGCGGCGCCGCCAUCGACCAAAACCUCAGCGCCGAGCAGUUUACUCUGGCCAAGGAGGCUCAAAAGAAGCAGCAGCGGGUGGAGAUCAUUACGGCGGACGCCUCGUGGGCGGCGCAGGCUCGGCAGGACAGGGCAGCGCAGCAGGGGCAGCCGGGUGGGGAGGCCGGCGGCUCGGUGAUUGAGGAGGAGAAGGGUGAAGACUUGCACAAGCCCAAAGUGGCGACUUGGGGGGUGUUCCCCCGCCCCCGCAACAUCUCAGAGGCGUACGGCGGCGGGCGCACCCUGCGGCCGGGGCAGGCGCUGGAGCCGCAGGAGCAGGCUGUGGAGCGGGAGGAGCGCAUCAAGAGGAGCAUGCAGGAGUAUCGCAAGUCGCUGGGGCUGGAUGUGGACCCAGAGGUGGAGGCGCAGGCGCAGGCGCUGUGCGACGAGGGCACCGCCCUGUUUGACCAAGGCCUGAUCAGCCUUGCGCUGCCCAAGUUUGCCGCCGCCUCCGAGCUGAUGGCGCUGCGGUCGCGGCUGGGGGGCGAGGCCCGCCUGCAGCAGGCCAUCUGCCUGGACUCGCUGGGGCAGAACCAGGAGGCGUAUGACAUCUACAAAAACAUACAGACCCACCCUGCUCCCGGGGUGGCCAAGAAGGCCAAGCGCAUGCUGUUUGGCUGGAAGGCUGCGGAGAGUCUGAAGACGAAGAACCUGAGCUACCAGCCCAGCACGGAUCAGUGGAGGCGCUACUUCGAUGCGGUCAAUCAAAACGCGGCGUAUGCGCCGCCCCCGGUCCGAAGCGGCGAGGAAGAGGAGGAGGGCAGCGGAUUUCUGCUGGCCGCCGUUGCUGUGCUGGUAGUGAUACUCCUGCCGGCCGUUCUAUCAACGCUGUUGGCCACCGCGGGCCAAGCGGCCGCACAGACAUGCCCGUCGGCGCCCUGGAGGAGCCUGCCGCUGGCCACCAGGCCAGCCCCGCUGGCGCAGCUGGACUUGGGCAACUGGCAGGGGUACAUCAAGAGUUCGCUGGUGCCUCAUGUGGUGGGCGCGGGCGUGGCUCUCAUCCUCUCCCUCAUCCUCCUCCUCUCCUUCCUGGCCUGGCGCCUGGUCAAGCUGUGCUCCUGCUGCGAGUGCGUGCGCGGGCCGCAGCGGGAGGGCAAGAAGGCGCGCAAGCUGCUGACGGGGAGCGGCGCGCGGUGGGUCAAGGCCGCCGUGCUGCUGCUGGCGGCGGGCGUGCUGGCGGGCGGCAUCUACGGCGAGACGCAGGUGCAAGCGGUGAUGGUGGAUGCGGGUCUGGCCGCCAUCACAACCGUCACUGACUACAUAGAGGCGGCCCUGGCGGCCGGCGCUGCCACUGUGGCAGCCACCCAGGCCAUGGAUGCCCAGCUGCUGGUUGUGAAGGACGGCCUGACUGGGCUGGGGCCCAUGGCGGCCGGCCUGGCCAUCGACGACACCCAUUCCUCGCUUUCCUCCUUCACCUCCUUUGAUACCGACCUGGCCACCAUUCGCUCCAACACCGUGGACAGAGUCAACACUGCAAUCGAUGACCACUCGCCCAUCGCCCGCACCGCAGACAAGUGGCGUGGCAUCGGCCUCUACAUCGCCUACGGCGUGCUGGCAGGGCUGGCGGUGGUGGCCGCCUUUGCGAUGCUGGUGGACUGGCCCGCCGCCGCCAAGCCCCUCAUCCUGCUCUUCCUCAUCCUCAUGCUACUGGUCUGGAUCUUCGUGGUGGCCCUCACAGCGGUGCUCAGGGUGGGCAAUGACGUGUGCGUGAAUGUGGAGGACAAGCUCAUGGAAGCGGUGUCCGGCUCCGGCUCCUUCAGCCUCGGCAGCGGCGGCUCAGGCAAGCCCCGCAGGCUCACCAGGGCGGCGGCCACGCUUGCAUGGACAGCAGCAGGCGCGGCUGCCGCCCUGGUGCAAUACUACCUGUUUGGUACUGGUGGUACCGUGCUGACCGUGCUCAAUAGUACCAUGGGCAUCGACGUGGACGCCAGCCUGGCCACCGCCAAUGCCACGCUCAUCGACCUGCAGGCAAGCUUUCCCUUUUCGGCUGCUGGAGCAGUGAUCUGCUACCGGCUGUUUGCGGGCCGAGCCGCCAUCGAUGGCAACCCCGCCCUGGCUGCCGUCUCUGGCGACUUUGGUGCCGUUGCGGCGCUGUUUGCCAACGUGUCUGCCAGCGUGGAUGCUCUGGAGGUGGCGCUGUCAUACUCAACUUUCCACCCGGUGUGGGUGGGGCUCAAGUCCUACCUCUGCUGCGACCUGCUCAACUCUGUGGGGUCCACGUGGACCUCCCUCAUCGUCACAGCCUCCUUCGGGCUGGCCCUCCUCAUCGCCGCAUUCAUCUGGAUCGGCCGGAUGGACAAGCUGCAUUCCCUGGGCUGCUGCCACAUCUACUCCGCGCGGGACUACUCUCUGGAGGGGGAGGGCCGCGGGGACAAGGGUGGUACCGCCGGCGCAGACGGCGCCCUGCUGGCGGCAAAGAAGAAGGAGGGGCUGGCGCCCAUCUCGGUGCCGCAGUCGCCCAUCAUGGCCAGGUGUGCUGUGUGGAAAGAAGGCUACUUCCCGCCCCCCUCGCCCUCCGGCGCGAGCACCAAAGCGCGCCUGACCCCUCCCCAGUUCCACUCCGUGGCCACCGGCGAGCCCGUUGCCGCCGCGGUCGCGGCUGCAGGCACCUCUCUGUACCCGCCGGUGCAUGGAGAGCCGCCAUCCCCGUCGCACGGCGCCUCCCAGCCGCCCCCACCCCCUGCUGUGGCCAUACCGGGCAGUGGCUCCUACCCCACCAGCCCUACAGGGUCCUUUGUGGCGCCCAACGAGGCAGAGCUGCGUGCGGAGGCGCAGCGUGCGGCGCAGCUGGCGGGACGGGCCUUCUCAAUGGCCACCCAGGCGCAAAACCUGCUGGAGUGCAUUGCCCGCACCUCGAGUGGCAUGUCUCAGGGGGGGCGGCUGUCCAACCUGUCGUCGCCGCAUGCUGGGGCGGUGCCCAGCAGCCCGCCCAGCUGGACCGCGCCGCCUCCGCACUUCUCCAACACGUGA